AUGUUAAAAGUAAAAGCCUGCUACGCUGAGUGGAAACUUGGACAGNCAAGAUACAGGACAGAGGCCUGUAAGGAUGGAAAGAACUGCAAGAGAAAGGUUUGUUUCUUUGCACACACACCUCGCCAGCUGAGAAUUUUACCGGUAACUUCUCCUUCUUCGAAUGACAUUUCAUGCAAGAAGAACAUUAACAAUCUCUUCAACCAUGCUUCAAGAUCCAACAACAACGGCUGUUGUGUUUUUUGCCAUUGUGUUUCUUCUUCCUCUUCUUCUUCCACCGCUUCUCCAACUUCAACCCUCUUCAACAUGUCUCAUUACUCACCACCGCUAUCUCCAUCCUCCUCCUCCUCCUCACCACCUCCUUCUCCCUUGAAACCCCGAAAAGGGGUUUCUGUUUCUCCAAUUUCCCUAUAUGGUGCUGCGAAUGUAAACCCUCGUCAUGGGGUGGUGAGUUACAAAGAAGCCUUCGCUGAAUUUGUGAACUCCUUGGAGGGGUUGAGUUUGAACGAGGGUUCUCCUGUUUCUGGUGCCAAAACAUUGAACUUGCCUUGGAUUGAUGUUUCUCUGAACUGUGAGGAACAACAGCGACAACCGCUCAUUGCUUCUUCUUUUGGCUGCGAAGAUCAGCAGAAGUUUAUUUUUUCACCAUCCUCCACUCAGACACCCACAAAUGUUGCGUUUUGCAGCAACAGAUUCACAGGCAACAACAACAACAACGUUGUCGGUGCUGACUCAAAUGUCCCAGAUCUUGCGUGGGUAAACGAGUUGCUGAUGUAGAAGGUGAAGAUGGUGACGAAAUUGGUAGUGAGAUGACUCCUGAUACAGUGAAUGAAACUGUAAAUACCGCGGAGAAACAUAAUGUGUCUCUGGAGUCUAUUGUUAUUAUUAAUUAUUGUUGCAGUUCAUUGCUUUCUGAAUUUGUUAAGUUUGUCACAAAUUAUGUAAUUUGGAUUUCAUCUUGUUCAAUGCAUAAGGGAAUAUUUUGGGUAA
Messenger RNA from Vigna umbellata (rice bean), 987 nucleotides. The record is from RefSeq and is a predicted model, not a curated record. NCBI's taxonomy places the organism in Eukaryota, Viridiplantae, Streptophyta, Magnoliopsida, Fabales, Fabaceae.